This is a messenger RNA of Plasmodium malariae, 519 nucleotides long. Its product is annotated as cytochrome c oxidase subunit 2, putative. Gene Ontology annotation, biological process: ATP synthesis coupled electron transport. Gene Ontology annotation, molecular function: cytochrome-c oxidase activity; copper ion binding. NCBI's taxonomy places the organism in Eukaryota, Apicomplexa, Aconoidasida, Haemosporida, Plasmodiidae. Gene Ontology annotation, cellular component: membrane. Bases 1 to 519 code for a protein of 172 amino acids. The record is from RefSeq and is a predicted model, not a curated record. The transcript has a single exon.
AUGUAUAUUCUCAAAAGGCUGUUCGGGUUUAAUAACAGAGUGGCUUUUAAUGAAAAUAAACUUUUGUUAAAAAAUUUAAACGAAAAUGAAAAUUUAAAAGUUCAAAAUGUAAGAGCAGAAGAUUAUCCAAUACCCGAAAAAUAUUUAGAUGAUCCUGAAAAAAUUCCAAAAUAUUAUGUAUUUCAAUCUAAUAUGGUAACAGAUGAAGAUUUACAACCUGGCAUGUUAAGGCAAUUGGAAGUAGAUAAAAGAUUAACAUUACCAACCAGAACACAUAUAUCUUUUUUGGUUACAGCAACUGAUGUUAUACAUUCGUGGUCAAUACCAAGUCUAGGAAUAAAAGCCGAUGCAGUACCAGGGCGAUUACAUAAAAUUACAACAUUCAUAUUAAGAGAAGGAGUAUAUUAUGGUCAGUGUUCAGAAAUGUGUGGGACUCUACAUGGUUUUAUGCCUAUUGUUAUUGAAGCAGUGUCUCCUGAGGCAUAUGCCGCGCAUGCCAAGAAAUACUACAAGGAGUAG